Messenger RNA from Diospyros lotus (date-plum), 1336 nucleotides. RefSeq names its product ADP-ribosylation factor 1. Gene Ontology annotation, cellular component: cytoplasm; Golgi apparatus. The record is from RefSeq and is a predicted model, not a curated record. Gene Ontology annotation, molecular function: GTP binding; GTPase activity. Gene Ontology annotation, biological process: intracellular protein transport; vesicle-mediated transport. Bases 369 to 917 code for a protein of 182 amino acids. The transcript has 9 exons. Lineage: Eukaryota; Viridiplantae; Streptophyta; Magnoliopsida; Ericales; Ebenaceae.
UUGUGGUUUGGGUGAUCCAGUGGGGGUGGGGGAAAGAGAACAGUGAGGGGGAAGCGCUCGAGCUCGAAUCUGCGGAAAAAGCAAUCUAGAGAGAGAGAGAGAGAGAGAGAGGAACAUGCUUGUCGCGAGCCUGAUGAAGAAGAUCUCGUAGUAAUCGCAUCUCGUACGAGGAAGAGGAAUUCCGCUGUUCUUUCUAUCGUCUUCGUGUUUGCACAGAGAGAGAGAGAGAGCAGUAUUUUCUGCGGAGGUUCGAGCUCGGGGUUUUGGGUGCAUCUAAGCAGAACCUCUCCUUUUCUGCUGGGAGAACAGGGUUCUGCUUUAAAGAUCGGAUCUGAAUUUUCCGGCAAGGGUUUGUGAUUCGGAGCAAAAUGGGGAUAAUGUUUACUCGCUUGUUCUCUUCGCUGUUUGGCAACAAGGAAGCUCGUAUCCUUGUUCUCGGUCUUGACAAUGCCGGCAAAACCACAAUCCUUUAUCGGCUUCAGAUGGGCGAGGUCGUCUCCACGAUUCCAACAAUUGGGUUUAAUGUGGAAACUGUGCAAUACAACAACAUAAAGUUUCAAGUUUGGGACUUGGGUGGACAGACAAGUAUAAGGCCUUACUGGAGGUGCUAUUUUCCUAAUACUCAAGCCAUAAUAUAUGUUGUUGACUCAAGUGACACUGAUAGGCUUGUCAUUGCUAAAGAGGAGUUUCAUGCGAUCUUGGAGGAAGAAGAAUUGAAAGGUGCUAUUGCACUCAUUUUUGCAAACAAACAGGAUAUUCCUGGUGCACUUGAUGAUGCUGCAGUGACUGAGUCCUUAGAGUUGCACAAGAUAAAAAACCGCCAAUGGGCUAUUUUUAAAACUUCUGCAAUAAAAGGAGAAGGCCUAUUUGAGGGUUUGGACUGGCUGAGCAAUACACUCAAAUCAGGAGGCAGCUAAGCGAACUGCUUUGCUAGAAGAGAGAAAGCUGGUGCUGCCCUGGGAAAAGCCAAACUGAAAGGUGUGACACUAUUUACUUGGUGCUUGUCGUCUGUGCUUGAGAUUUUAGAGAUGGAUGCAGCUACUUCAUGUUGCUGACUUUUGGAGUGAACUACUAAUAUAGAUGUUAAUUUUACUAGAGAUGCAAUGAUUGGCCCAUUUUUCCAUGCUUCAGAUUUUCUCUUUUUUUUAGUGCUUCAACUUGUCCUCUUUUUGAGACCAGAAACUCACCACAGUAAUCCAUUUGAUCUUCCUAUUAGAAACUAUCAUGUAUCAUUAUUUGUUUCUUUCCAUUCAUAGCCACUGGGCAUGUCUUCCAUUAACUAAAGUUGCUAGCCUUUUCAUUUUGGCAUAUUGACACGAAACUGUGUUUACUUGGA